Molecule: messenger RNA, 351 nt
Organism: Ostertagia ostertagi
Lineage: Eukaryota; Metazoa; Nematoda; Chromadorea; Rhabditida; Trichostrongylidae
Source: the annotation of a GenBank genome assembly
AUGGAUGCGGAUCUACAAGCGCGAACUUCAGCGAGGAAUGCCUAUCAGUUGUUGGAUCAGCACUAUCCACAGCAAGCACAGCUUCUGUACCAGAGUCUGGAUCCGUCAAAGCAGCGUGCUUUAUCUGGUGUGAUGUCAGCAGCUUCGUCAUCACAAUCUAUCAACAGCGAGCGUGAUUCACUGCACAUGAGCCAAAGACCGGGCGCGUUCGGAAUGAAUCGACCGAAAACCACGAACUUUUUUGCUGGUCGUUCGGCUUCGGAAAUCGAUGCAAAUGCGGUUCGACGAGCAGCAGCGUUCACUCCAGCAAAGAGCAAGCUCACAGGAUCAGUGGCAGCGAGAAAUAGUCCA